Gorilla gorilla gorilla (western lowland gorilla) is the source of this 1234-nucleotide messenger RNA. It is a transcript of the gene DHDH, whose product is annotated as dihydrodiol dehydrogenase. Gene Ontology annotation, biological process: D-xylose catabolic process. The record is from RefSeq and is a predicted model, not a curated record. The coding region runs from base 104 to 1198 and encodes 364 amino acids. Gene Ontology annotation, molecular function: nucleotide binding; D-xylose 1-dehydrogenase (NADP+) activity. NCBI's taxonomy places the organism in Eukaryota, Metazoa, Chordata, Mammalia, Primates, Hominidae. The transcript has 7 exons.
CGGAGCUAAACGGUGCAUUCGCCCAACGGGGAAGCUAGAACUAAAUGACCGCUCUGUCGACUGGAGCCAACGAGAAUCGGCGUAGGCGCAAUACGGGCGGAGGAUGGGGACCCGCCCCCGGGGUGGGCGGGGCGUCAGGUACUUAAUUCGCGCCUGGAGGGACCGAAGGUGUCGAGGGCUCCGCGUCGCAACCAUGGCGCUGCGCUGGGGCAUCGUGUCUGUCGGCCUCAUCUCCAGCGACUUCACAGCCGUGCUGCAGACGCUGCCUCGCUCUGAGCACCAGGUGGUGGCGGUGGCGGCCCGCGACCUGAGCCGUGCGAAGGAGUUUGCACAGAAACACGACAUCCCCAAGGCCUACGGCUCCUAUGAGGAGCUGGCCAAGGACCCGAACGUGGAGGUGGCCUACAUUGGCACCCAGCACCCCCAGCACAAGGCGGCGGUGAUGCUGUGCUUGGCGGCGGGCAAGGCCGUUCUGUGCGAGAAGCCCAUGGGCGUGAACGCGGCGGAAGUUCGCGAGAUGGUCGCGGAGGCCCGAUCCCGAGGCCUCUUCCUUAUGGAGGCCAUCUGGACCCGCUUCUUUCCUGCCUCCGAGGCUCUGAGGUCUGUUUUGGCCCAGGGAACUCUAGGAGACCUCCGGGUGGCUCGGGCAGAAUUUGGGAAGAAUCUCACCCAUGUUCCCCGGGCCGUAGACCGGGCCCAGGCUGGGGGCGCCCUGCUGGACAUCGGCAUCUACUGUGUCCAGUUCAUCUCCAUGGUCUUUGGAGGGCAGAAGCCAGAGAAGAUUUCCGUCGUGGGAAGGCGUCAUGAAACAGGUGUGGAUGACACUGUCACGGUGCUCCUGCAGUACCCAGGAGAGGUCCACGGCAGCUUCACCUGCAGCAUCACUGCGCAGCUCUCCAACACGGCCUCCGUGAGCGGCACCAAGGGCAUGGCACAGCUCCUCAACCCCUGCUGGUGCCCGACCGAGCUGGUGGUGAAGGGGGAGCAUAAGGAGUUCCCGCUGCCCCCAGUCCCAAAGGACUGCAAUUUUGACAACGGGGCAGGCAUGAGUUAUGAGGCCAAGCACGUCCGGGAGUGCCUACGCAAGGGUAUGAAGGAAAGUCCUGUGAUUCCCCUGUCGGAAAGUGAGCUCCUGGCUGACAUCCUUGAAGAGGUGAGGAAGGCCAUUGGAGUCACCUUCCCCCAAGACAAACGCUGAUGUAUCCCCGAAUAAAUAAAGACAUCUUACAUCUUC